Menidia menidia (Atlantic silverside) is the source of this 1062-nucleotide messenger RNA. NCBI's taxonomy places the organism in Eukaryota, Metazoa, Chordata, Actinopteri, Atheriniformes, Atherinopsidae. The record is from the annotation of a GenBank genome assembly.
AUGGCCAUGGAGUUCUUGCCAGUGCUGGACCCAACAGACAAUCCAAAAGAAGGAAUUUGGUAUUCUCUAAUCCCUGGUGGAGAUGCUCCAGGUGUCAGUGUGGGUCAUACCUGCAUGUUUAUGCCAUCUGGAAGCGGAGGAAAAGGAAGAAUCCUUAUUGUUGGUGGAGCCAAUCCCAGUGGCAGUUUCUGUCAUUCCCACGUUAUAAAUCUAGAUGAUCAUGAAUGGGAAACUUCACAAUGGGAAGGUUUGGAGUCACGAUAUGAACACUGCAGCUUCGUUCCAGAGGGCGACCCACAGAGCCUGUGGGUGUUUGGGGGGGCACAGCAGAGCGGAAAUCGCAGCUGUAUUCAGAAACUUCAGCUAACGGACAGCACGCCUCACUGGCAGAGUGUGGUGGUGAAAGGAGAACCCCCCAGUCCCAGGACGUACCACACCACUUCAGCAUGCAUAGGGGACAAACUGUACGUCUUUUCUGGUGGGGAAACAGGAGCCGCUCCCGUCUCUGAUGCCAGACUUCACGUCUUUGAUACAGUGUCCUCCACGUGGUCCCAACCAGAAGCAGAAGGUAGACAGCCACCAGCGCGACAUGGCCAUGUCAUCGUGGCUGUCGGCUCAAAGAUCUACAUACAUGGCGGCAUGGCUGGAGAGAGAUUCUACAAUGAUAUGCACUCUCUUGAUCUAAGAAGCAUGAAGUGGGAGAAAGUACCGGCCAAAGGCGAUAUUCCUCCAGCUGUAGCAGCCCAUUCUGCAGUUGUGCUGGGCACAAACAUCUACAUAUUUGGAGGACUCACAGCAGACGGUGCCACUCACACCAUGUACAAAUUCAACACUGCCAAAAAGCGAUGGAGCCUGAUGAAAUUUGAAGGAGAUUUCCCGGAGGACCGCCUUGACCACUCCAUGUGUUUAUUACCAUGGAAGGUUUGUGCUGAGGGAGGAAAAGAUGGAGAGCAAGCCAAAACCUCAGAAGCCUCUGAAACAUUAACCCUGGCCUUUGUAUUUGGAGGCAUGGACACACAGGGCAUUAUAUAUAAUGACUGUAUUGUAACUGUUGUGAAGUGA